AUGUCGCUACAAGCUGCGCAGUGGCGCAUUGGUGCCCGGCACCUACAAAACUUUCCUGUCCGAAUCUUAACACCCCGUCGCAACUUGAUCCCCGCGCCGAGCGCAAAUUCGGGCCCUCUGAUGGAAAGACGGGCAGAUCGGGAGCUCCCCUCUGUGCAAACAGAGCGACGAUGGUUACGGACGCUGCCAAUUUUCGCCGUGGUUGUGGGUGCAGCCAUGCUGGGCAUUUUCAACUACCAGAAGUCUUCGUCAAGUGUGGUCAACAGUACAUUAUACGCGCUGAGGACGUCGCCGCGUGCCCGGGAGAUUCUGGGUGAUGAGAUCUAUUUCGCACAACAGAUGCCUUGGAUCAGUGGGGAGAUGAACCAGCUACAUGGACGUAUCGACAUCUCAUUCUGGGUCAAGGGGACAAGAGCCCAAGGUAAAAUGAGGUUCCGCAGCAUUCGGCCAGAUCGGAUGAGCUUUUUCCGUACCGAGGAGUGGAGUUUGCAAUUGGAAGAUGGGACAUUAGUACAGCUACUGGAGGGCAACAGCGACCCAUUUAACAAAACUGAGUGA
Molecule: messenger RNA, 558 nt
Organism: Aspergillus glaucus CBS 516.65
Lineage: Eukaryota; Fungi; Ascomycota; Eurotiomycetes; Eurotiales; Aspergillaceae
Product: cytochrome c oxidase assembly factor 1 family protein
Exons: 2
Coding region: 1-558 (185 amino acids)
Biological process (GO): mitochondrial respiratory chain complex IV assembly
Cellular component (GO): mitochondrial inner membrane
Source: RefSeq, a predicted model, not a curated record